This is a messenger RNA of Didymodactylos carnosus, 864 nucleotides long. The record is from the annotation of a GenBank genome assembly. NCBI's taxonomy places the organism in Eukaryota, Metazoa, Rotifera, Eurotatoria, Philodinida, Philodinidae.
AUGCUUCGUUUUCGUUUUUUUCUGUCGGACCUAUUUAAUCAGUUAAAAGCUGGCCAUGAUUUAUUACUUCAGCAAGCGUUAGAUUCCCCUACACUUCUUUUGUAUCGUGGACAAAGAAUGCCAAAUCAUGAACUAUGGAAUUUAAAGACAAAUUGUGGACAAAUUAUAUCCAUAAACACAUUUUUGUCAACAACUAAAGAUAAAGAUGUAGCACUGAUGUUUGCCGGUGAAAACAAUCAUUCGAAUGAUGGGUAUCAGCACGUUUUAUUUACAAUUGAAAUAGAUGUCCAUUCAACCGAUAAAUCGUUUGCUGAACUAACAGACAGAAGUGCGUUUAAAGAUGAAGAAGAAAUCUUACUAAUGUGUGGAACAAUAUUCAAAGUUACUGAAGUGCAUUACAGUUACGAACUGCGUGUUUGGAUUGUUAAUAUGACGAAAGUCGACAGUAAAAACAGCUAUGAUGUAAAAUACAGUUCUCAGCGCAUUGAAAAGUUGUUGGGUGAAAGUAAACCAGAUGUAUUUGAGUUAGACAGCAUUAUGGACAAGCCAAACGAUCGGCUUUCCGCUUGUUAUUCUAAGACGAUGCUAUACUAUAGAAUGCUGGGUAGCGAACUGGCCCAGUUUGACCAGGCUUACCAAAUGAAAUUUCAUUUCGCAAUGGGCGAAUUUACUUACAGGAUUUUUCAGUACGAUCUAUGCAUCAUUUGUUAUACAAAGCUAAAAAAUUGGAUGGAAAAAGUCUGUAUAAAGCAACAGACACCGGAAUUCAUCUCAGCCUUACGCGCUCUUUAUGAAAAACUUGGCCAUGCAUACUGGCAGAUAAAGGAGGUUGAAAAAUCUGCCGAUUAUUAUGUGUAGCUAGCU